AUGUUCCAUUCCCUUUCCACUGAUUCAGCCGCUACCCUGCUGCCCUCGUCCGUGGCCAAAGCCAUGCCCAUGCCCAUGCCCAUGCCCAUGCUGGCGGGUCAGCGACCGUUCGCAGUGCGAAUCCCCCUCGGCCUGCUCGACUGGCCCGCGACGGCGGCAGAGCCAGCGAGCAACAGGAGAGAGAGCCCAGUCAGGAGACGGGCCCGCCCAAGAGCCUCGUGUGCCCCAGCCUGGCGGACGCAGACGGGCGACCACACAGUCAGACACCGUACUGACCAUCUGCCUACACACAGACACACCCACAGACUACGACACACGACAAGACAGACAGGCGACAUGCACAUCGCCGUCGCACCUUCUCCUGGCCUCCUCUGCCUGCUUCUGUGGCUUGCCACUAUACAUGGCGCUAGAAGCCUUCGUCGGCUUAUUGGAAUCGCCCUCCUCUCCCGCCGGCUCGCCAUCGAGUCAGGCUCGCCUGGCAAACUUUUGCCUUGGGCGUGCAUACGACGGACAAGCUCCGCUUCUAGAAAACCACGCCCGUCCACGCCCGUCUUUCACCCAAGACCCGUCCCUGAGAACAGACUCGAUCCCUGA
Molecule: messenger RNA, 594 nt
Organism: Bipolaris victoriae FI3
Lineage: Eukaryota; Fungi; Ascomycota; Dothideomycetes; Pleosporales; Pleosporaceae
Exons: 1
Coding region: 1-594 (197 amino acids)
Source: RefSeq, a predicted model, not a curated record